This is a messenger RNA of Helobdella robusta, 927 nucleotides long. RefSeq lists its product as hypothetical. The record is from RefSeq and is a predicted model, not a curated record. Gene Ontology annotation, cellular component: Golgi apparatus. Gene Ontology annotation, molecular function: calcium ion transmembrane transporter activity; manganese ion transmembrane transporter activity. Bases 1 to 696 code for a protein of 231 amino acids. Lineage: Eukaryota; Metazoa; Annelida; Clitellata; Rhynchobdellida; Glossiphoniidae. The transcript has 6 exons. Gene Ontology annotation, biological process: Golgi calcium ion homeostasis; Golgi calcium ion transport; manganese ion transmembrane transport.
AUGGAUAUCGGCUUCAUACAUGCCUUCCUUGCUUCUCUAUCCGUUAUAAUCGUCUCCGAACUUGGCGAUAAGACAUUUUUCAUCGCGGCUAUUAUGUCUAUGAGGUACUCGAGGACCACCGUUUUUAUGGGGGCCAUACUUGCUCUUGCUCUCAUGACUGUCCUCUCUGCAUUUCUUGGUUAUGCUACGACGAUCAUACCACGAUGGCUGACCUAUUACGUUUCCUGUGCACUGUUUGCAGUCUUUGGUAUCAAAAUGCUUAAGGAAGCUUACACAAUGGAUGCAAAUGAAGCACAAGAAGAAUAUGAAGAAGUUCAAAGUGAACUGAGAAAGAAAGAGGAAGAGGUGGACAAGCAGGCAAUGGUUGAUUUGGAGGCGGGCAUUUCAAGAACGCCUCAAAGACGACUCCUCUUUUCUUUCGUAUCCCGUGUAUUCCUUCAGUCAUUCACGCUGACCUUUCUUGCUGAGUGGGGUGAUAGAUCUCAAAUUGCCACCAUCAUACUGGCCGCCAGAGAUGAAGUAUCGGGUGUCAUAUUGGGUGGAAUUUUGGGACAUGCCCUUUGCACUAGUCUCGCUGUGAUUGGUGGAAGGUGCAUAGCUCAACAUAUCUCCAUUAAAUCGGUACAUUUCAUUGGAGGCGUGGUCUUCUUAAUAUUUGCCCUAUCAGCUCUCUUCAUAGAUCCAGAUGAUCAUUGAUUGGCUGACUAAACCCAUCAAUCCACCAAUCAUAAUUAUUUUUGUUGUUCCAAUAUUUUAUGAUUUAAUCGAAAUAAUGUUCUUUUAAUGUAAAUAUUCAAUGGAAAUUGAACAAUUGUUAGAUGGUGAUGAUCUUUGUCUCAGUUAUUUCAACUAGACUACAUUUUGGUUAUUGAUUUGUCAUUCAGUAGAUUGAUUGGUUGGUUGAUUGUAUUAUUAGUUGGUUGGUUG